Molecule: messenger RNA, 219 nt
Organism: Adineta steineri
Lineage: Eukaryota; Metazoa; Rotifera; Eurotatoria; Adinetida; Adinetidae
Source: the annotation of a GenBank genome assembly
AUGGCACCGACCGUUUCCGUGCAGGAUUGUUCGACCCGGAUUAAUUAUGGAUGCUAUGAAGAUUCUACUAAUAUUUUGGUCAUUACUGUUAAUCAAAUGCUACGGAUUUAUAAUUUAUUUUUGCUUUCUGAUACUGGUAUUGAUCGUGUAAAUCGAAAUUAUCUUAAACAAUUAGAUAAAUAUUCUUCUCAAUCGGAACAAACUCAUUGUCCAUCUUUU